AUGGCAUCUUCAUCCGACGACUUUACCAAGCGCAAGCUCUGGGGCGGUCGCUUCACAGGCAAGAACGACCCCCUCCUCUUUGCCUACAACGAGUCGCUCUCCUACGACAAGCGCAUGCACGCGCAGGACAUCCGAGGUUCGCAAGCCUACGCACGCGCUCUCGUCAAGACGGGCGUGCUAAACGAGCAGGAGAAGGACGAGAUCGUCGCCGGCCUCGAAAAGGUCGGUCAGGAGUGGAAGGAUGGCACCUUCAAAAUCCAGUCGGACGACGAAGACAUUCACACCGCCAACGAGCGCCGAUUGACUGAGCUCAUCGGCAGCGUCGGCGGCAAGCUCCACACGGGCAGGUCCAGGAACGAUCAGGUCGCCACAGACAUGCGCCUCUGGCUCAUGGACGAGGUCAAGGCCAUCGAGGGUUAUCUCAAGGAUCUGAUCCAGGUCAUGAUUGCUCGUGGUAGGGAAGAGGUCGAUGCGCUGAUGCCCGGAUACACGCAUCUGCAGCGAGCCCAGCCAAUCCGAUGGUCGCACCUGCUUCUUUCGCAUGCCACCUACUUCGCCUCGGAUCUCGCUCGAUUGCGCGACCUCAUGCCCCGCAUCUCGGUCCUCCCGCUCGGCUCGGGUCCGCUGGCAGGCAACCCCUUCGCCGGCCUCGAUCGCGACGCCAUCGCCGCCGACCUCGGUUUCCAGACCGUCGGCCCCAACUCGAUGAACAGCGUCUCCGAUCGCGACUUCGUCGUCGAGUACCUCAUGUGGGCCAGUCUCACCGCCGUCCACCUCAGCAAGAUGGCUGAGGACUUUAUCAUCUACUCCACCUCUGAGUUUGGCUUCAUGCAGCUCUCCGAUGCCUACUCCACAGGUUCGUCGAUCAUGCCGCAGAAGAAGAACCCGGACAGUCUCGAGCUGCUCCGCGGCAAAUCUGGUCGCAUCUUUGGUCAGAUGUCCGGUUUCAUGAUGUCAUUGAAGGGUAUCCCGUCGACGUACAACAAGGAUCUGCAGGAGGACAAGGAGCCGCUGUUCGAUGCGGUCGAUACGACCAAGAACGGCAUUCAGAUCGCCACCGGCGUGCUGUCGACCCUCAACAUCUUCCCGGAGAAGAUGAAGGCCGCGUUGACCCCGGACAUGCUUGCGACGGAUCUCGCAGAGUAUUUGGUCAGGAAGGGCAUCCCGUUCCGUGAGACGCAUCACAUUUCGGGUAGCGCGGUGCGAUUGUCGGAGCAGAAGGGAUGUUUGCUGUCCCAGCUGACGAUGCAGGACCUGCGAUCGCUUUCGGACAAGUUCGAGGACGAUGUGAUGCAGGUCUGGUCGUUCGAGCAGAGCGUCGAGCGCCGCGAUGCGAAAGGUGGCACUUCCAAGCGCGCGGUCCUCGAGCAGUGCGAUACGUUGGAGAAGAUGCUCAAUGCUUCGUCUGCCUAG
Molecule: messenger RNA, 1413 nt
Organism: Kalmanozyma brasiliensis GHG001
Lineage: Eukaryota; Fungi; Basidiomycota; Ustilaginomycetes; Ustilaginales
Product: Fumarate lyase, N-terminal
Exons: 1
Coding region: 1-1413 (470 amino acids)
Cellular component (GO): cytosol
Molecular function (GO): argininosuccinate lyase activity
Source: RefSeq, a predicted model, not a curated record